AUGCUUACGAAAUGGGAAGAAUAUUUAGAAAGGAUAGUCAAAGAAAAGGAGUGCAGAAUUACCUGGGUCGGGAUCGAAGAGAAGGGGACACCGCAAGCGACCGCUGCGUUCGAUCGGGAAGCAAUAAAAGAAGUAAUUGAUGCAUCUGGGGAUGACGAGCUGGUCGCGGAAUGGACCAACCGCAGGAUCGACGUCCGUCGUUUCCCCGAGAGCCUUGCGAAGAAAGGCCGGACUUCUGAACCGCCAAGAAGGGAAACUCCUUUAUGUUGUACGGGAUUUGCGGAUACACAAAUUGAAAAAUCCGCGCGCACUGGCAAGUUCUGUUCUCCUUCACGGUCAGGUGUCAGCUACUCGCCCAGCCACGACCACCUUCAACCAACAGGACAGACCCGAGAUGAGUCAGCGCCCUCUGCCCCUCGAAUGGAUCAAGGAACACGGGAUCGCCUUCAUCGCUAG
This is a messenger RNA of Cylicocyclus nassatus, 456 nucleotides long. The record is from the annotation of a GenBank genome assembly. Lineage: Eukaryota; Metazoa; Nematoda; Chromadorea; Rhabditida; Strongylidae.